Caenorhabditis remanei is the source of this 405-nucleotide messenger RNA. RefSeq lists its product as uncharacterized. NCBI's taxonomy places the organism in Eukaryota, Metazoa, Nematoda, Chromadorea, Rhabditida, Rhabditidae. Bases 1 to 405 code for a protein of 134 amino acids. The record is from RefSeq and is a predicted model, not a curated record. The transcript is spliced from 3 exons.
AUGAAUACUUUGGCACUUUUGGCUGUUGGUGUUGCCGUCGUGUUUGCCGCCCCGAAAUCGGCUAUUCCCGGGGUUCCAGCAUCUGUCAACGACGCUGACUACGUGGCAGCUGUCUAUGGAUAUGAGGCACCAUCACCUCUGUUCAAAAAUGCUCCACUCCUCCAAUCGAAGCGACACAUUUCUCCGUCUUACGAUGUUGAAAUCGAUGCUGGAAAUAUGAGAAAUUUGUUGGAUGUUGGAAAGAGAAGCGCUCCAAUGGCCGCCGAUUACGGAAACCAAUUCCAGAUGUACAACCGCUUGAUUGAUGCCGGAAAGAAGAAGAGAUCCUCAAUGAUCUCUCCAUCCUAUCAAUUCGAAGAUGCUCUCGGACUAUCUGACGCUUUGGAGCGAGCUGGACGUCGUUAG